Vombatus ursinus (common wombat) is the source of this 1642-nucleotide messenger RNA. Its product is annotated as transducin-like enhancer protein 1. The transcript is spliced from 16 exons. Gene Ontology annotation, molecular function: protein binding; transcription corepressor activity. The record is from RefSeq and is a predicted model, not a curated record. Gene Ontology annotation, biological process: regulation of DNA-templated transcription; negative regulation of canonical Wnt signaling pathway. Gene Ontology annotation, cellular component: nucleus; transcription regulator complex. NCBI's taxonomy places the organism in Eukaryota, Metazoa, Chordata, Mammalia, Diprotodontia, Vombatidae. The annotation marks the transcript as partial.
CCGGACCCGGCUGGGCUGGGGACGCCGAGCCUCCGCCCCCGACGGCCGUCCUUCCUCCUCGUGCCCCAGCCUGCCGGCCCAGUGCAGCCGGCUGCCUUCAGAACCCGUUGGCAGCAGCCUUGGCGGUUUCGAGCUGGAGCCUGUCCGAGGGCCUGGGCAAAGGGCCAGAGAUUGGAUCUAGUAGCCAGAGAGGUGGCUGGUGGAUAAGACGGAGGGCUGCUCACUCUGGCUGAAGAUGUUUCCCCAGAACAGGCCGCCUUUGACCCACCUUCAAGCGCCACCAGUGGCCUCAGCGGCAGCUGUGCUCGUCACCACCAAUGCUUCAGCCACCACCCCCCAGACUCUAAAACUCACCUACCCAGAGACAUUGGAUCGGAUCAAGGAAGAAUUCCAGUUCCUUCAAAGCCAAUACCACAGCUUGAAGGUGGAGUGUGAGAAGCUGGCAUCAGAGAAGACGGAGAUUCACAGGCACUAUGUCAUGUACUACGAGAUGUCCUAUGGCCUCAACAUCGAAAUGCAUAAGCAGACAGAGAUCGCCAAACGGCUGAACGUGAUCUGUGCUCAGCUCAUCCCCUUCCUCUCCCAGGAGCACCAGCAGCAGGUGGUCCAGGCAGUGGAGAGAGCCAAGCAGGUGACCAUGGCGGAGCUGAACGCUGCCAUUGGGCACCAGCUGCAGGCCCAGCACCUGCCCCACUCUGCACCGCCCAUCCCGCUGACCCCACAUCCCUCAGGCUUGGCCAGCCUGGGCAGUGCCUCAGGGCUCCUGGCAUUAACGGGAGCACUGGCAGCUCCAGCCCAGGCUGGCCCCAAAGAUGAUCGAGGCUUGCAGGAGCUGGAACACCGAGACAGAGACCCAGGCCCGAGCUCCCUGGCCCUCCCGAGUGCGGAACGAGUCCGGACCAUUUCUGAGUACCUGAGCAGCAGCAAGAAGAGGCGGGCAGAGGAAAAGGAUUUUCUUACUGACUACGGCAGCGAUGCUGACAAGAGUGAGGACAACCUGGUGGUGGAUGAGGAUCCUCAGUCCCCCCGUAGUGUUCACUCUUACUCAUCAAGGGAAAAUGGGUUGGACAAGACCCCUUUGCCUCGGAAGGAGGCCAUCCCCAGCAGCCCACCCUCCGUGUCCUCGUCCCGGAGUGCCUCACCUGCUCGAAGCAAGGACCUGACCCCGGUGGAGAAGUCGGGGACCCCCGGCUUGAAGUCCAGCACCCCCACGUCCCAGGGAGAUGGGCUGGGGCCUGGAGGCAGCGGGAGCAGCAGCAGCAGCAGCAGCAGCAGCAGCAGCAGCAUUGGGACGCAGCCAUUCCGGCCUGGGCUGGGCAAGGCAACAGUGGACUCUCUGGCCCUGGGCCUCAGGAGCCCCCUGGCUGUGGCUGGCUCCUACACGGGCCCCUUCGGGAUGGGAAUGGUGCACUCGGCGGUGAACGGAGACUUGGCCACCACCGGGGCCUAUUCCGGGCUCCACCUGGCAUCCUCACAGCUCAACGGGGCCGGCAGCAUGGGAGGGACGUCGGGCUACGGCCGUCCUGCGCUGGUCAGCUAUGACCCUCAUUCACACAUUCGGGUCUCGAGCCUCUCUGCUAACCUGCCCAGCAGCUCCUCAGGGAAACCGGCUUACUCCUUCCACGUGUCUGCUGAUGGGCAG